Dibothriocephalus latus is the source of this 291-nucleotide messenger RNA. The record is from the annotation of a GenBank genome assembly. Lineage: Eukaryota; Metazoa; Platyhelminthes; Cestoda; Diphyllobothriidea; Diphyllobothriidae.
AUGUUGCCAGGAACUGCGGCUCACUGGAGGCUGUACACUCGAAGUCUGCGGCAGGGAAAAUCACACUUUCUACAUCCAGAGGAUGAUGAACUCAAAUGUCUGACGGAAUUCAUCGUCUGUCAUCGUGUAUUUGGACAUGAUGAAGAGGGUCCAGAGAUUACCCUCACAAAUGCUACCGAGACCAUACGAACUGUGGUCCUUUUAGAAAAUGGCUCUAACUCAACCCUCAUGCGGGACAGUCUCGUAUCUGCCCUUGGAAUGAAGCGCAAAAGUAUCGAUAGCACGAUAUAA